Iphiclides podalirius (scarce swallowtail) is the source of this 267-nucleotide messenger RNA. The record is from the annotation of a GenBank genome assembly. NCBI's taxonomy places the organism in Eukaryota, Metazoa, Arthropoda, Insecta, Lepidoptera, Papilionidae.
AUGUGGGCACCAGCGACGAGGAUGUUCCUGAACACUGAACAGAUAGAAUCAGUUGUUCAAGUGCCUGCAACUACGCCCUCUUGCGUGUCGUCGGGGCCGGAAUAUGCAUUUGAAGAAGUUGGCGAACAGCAAGCGCCUACUAUCCCUACUGAAGCCGAGCGAGCAGGGGGUGAUGCGCCGCACCCCGUGCGCAGUCUCGCUACUAUAUGCCAUUGCCGCCGGCUGCGCCGAAUGCGCCCCGUCGCCAGCCGCCAGCCGGGCCGGCCG